Molecule: messenger RNA, 1174 nt
Organism: Westerdykella ornata
Lineage: Eukaryota; Fungi; Ascomycota; Dothideomycetes; Pleosporales; Sporormiaceae
Exons: 3
Coding region: 491-1174 (227 amino acids)
Source: RefSeq, a predicted model, not a curated record
AAUCUUGCUCUUCUAGCUUUCUUCUUCCACUAGAGGCUCAAUCUCCUCUGAGGAAAUUCUCCUUGUCAAGUUCAGCAGCCGAGAUCACUGGUGCCGAUACGAGUAACAAGCUCGCGGUGAUGCUCACGAUCAUGGCUCUAUUGGUUCGAUGGUGCUUCCAACCUGGACGCUAUCUUGACACCGGCGCUGAAGCAAGACCUUGCUGGUUUCUGGGACCUUCACGCAUGGGCGGUGAAUCCCGAGCCGCCUCGGGGCACGUAUAAACAUCAAACCUGGAAGGGAGCGAUCACCAAUAUCGAUCCCCGGGCGGGAUGUGGAGAACCACAUGAAGUUGCUCUCCCAGUAUCUCAAGCCAGCUCCAGGUCUUUGAGGAACCGAACUCGCGAAAGGAAUGUCACUUUCCGUUCUCAGCGACAAUCCGCGGAUAUUUGACCGCUUCCUCCCUAUCCCCGACGAUCCUAUGAUGAACAAGUAGAAUCGUCUGCUGACAAUGGCUUGGAUAGACAGUACCGACGUUUCUUCUCUCACAAGCCGGCAGGACAGUGAUGGAUCCUUCGUCACUAAGGUCUUGGACAAGUUGAUUCGAGAUCGCGGUUAUCCUUCCCAAGAGGUCUGUCACUCGCUGCUAGAUCUCCCUUUGGCUGGAAGGCAGGGCAUGUAUGCGGACAAGGCGGCCCUGGACUCGAAAAACCUAGAAGGACUUCGCUCCAGAGUUUACCUAUGUCGCCAUAUCUCGCAUACGGACCUUGAAUGGGUUGCUCUUCGAGCAGAGCUUUCCGUUUUGCGCCUCAAGUUCGCAGCCACCCACACCACUGUCAUGAGAAACCGGUAUCACCAGCUUCGGAAAGCUGGGAGGAUACUCCCAAUGACGAACUGCUAUUGUUUCCACCUGGUGACGGCCAUCAGCUCCAGGUGCCCAUCAUCCGCUCCGAACCCGUCGCACACUCCGGAAUCCACAUCCCCAGAUUUUGGGUCCAUAGCGAUGCUUCACGACUAUUCAACAAAGGCUGCAAUCGAUGGACAGGAUAUCAAUGGUGGUGACUGGAAUAGGAGUGGCAGAAGACGGAUCGUCUCUAUAUUGGACCGGGAAACGGGGGUAUGGAUAUCGUGGCAGACAUCUAGGGCUGCUGACUGGAUAAACGAGCGCUCUGCAAGGAUCGCGGCAGCGUUCUAG